CCAUCUCUCCUAGGUGGUUCACCCCAUCUGCCUACUCGUGCAGUACACACAAAGUUAGGAGAAAAACAAGUACAAGAUGGGGAAAUGAAAUAGCACCUUCAUUUGUGGACUUCUGGGCUACUAUUUUUCUCGUGCUUCUCCUUGACACCAACAGGGAUCAGGGUGUUUUCUUAAUGGGAAGCUCAGGGUCACCAGAGAGCCCUAUGCCUCUCCCUCCUUUUCAAGAUGAAACUCUCCCAAACUUUCAAAAACUACUGAAACAUCCAUUGCAUUCCUCUGCCAUCCCAGUAGGUAGAACUUUUGACUUAUUUCCCUGAGCUCUUUUCAUUCUGUACUGUUGUCGUUCUGCCUGCCGUCUCAGUGCAGAGCCUGCCGGGUGCUCAGGGUGCUCCUGGGUCUGACCCACAGGAGACUUGUUUUGGGAUCAGUGGUGACAGAUUCAGGGACAAUCUUAAUCCUCUCUGCCUUCCCAUGAUGUCAGAUAUGGUGUGGUAGUCAGUAGGAGCCUAAUCAAUGCUGAUGUAUUAAUGGAGGGCUGGGCACUGACCCAGUUCCAGUUGUGGGGAAGAUGGCUGCUCACCUGUGGCCAGGGGGUCAUGCACAGCCCUGGGGAGGCCUGCCUCUGUUCCCCGGGGCGCUGGUGUCUGAGGGUGAUGACAGCUAUUCUCUGUCUCAGGAGAAACUGAAGCCCCAGUACUUGGAGGAAAUUCCUGAAAAAAUGAAGCACUUCUCACAGUUCCUGGGGACACGGCCCUGGUUUGCAGGGGACAAGAUCACCUUUGUGGAUUUCCUCACUUACGAUGUCCUUGACCUGCACCGUAUAUUUGAGCCCAAGUGCCUGGACGCGUUCCCCAACCUGAAGGACUUCAUGGCCCGUUUCGAGGGCCUGAAGAGGAUCUCUGCCUACAUGAAGUCUGGCCGCUACCUCCCAACACCUUUGUACACAAAGGUGGCCGUCUGGGGCAACAAGUAGGGCCUGGUAAGGCCCAGAGAUGGCAGUGAGGAGCCCGUGCUCAGCCUGCUGCCUGGGCCCCUGGAGAGCCGCGGACUCUCUGCACCCGAGUUGCAGCCUUCUCGUCCCUCUGCCCUUUUUU
Molecule: messenger RNA, 1094 nt
Organism: Propithecus coquereli (Coquerel's sifaka)
Lineage: Eukaryota; Metazoa; Chordata; Mammalia; Primates; Indriidae
Product: glutathione S-transferase Mu 4-like
Exons: 3
Coding region: 569-973 (134 amino acids)
Biological process (GO): glutathione metabolic process
Molecular function (GO): glutathione transferase activity
Source: RefSeq, a predicted model, not a curated record